Molecule: messenger RNA, 1756 nt
Organism: Oxyura jamaicensis (ruddy duck)
Lineage: Eukaryota; Metazoa; Chordata; Aves; Anseriformes; Anatidae
Gene: ERG
Product: ETS transcription factor ERG
Exons: 10
Coding region: 155-1615 (486 amino acids)
Biological process (GO): cell differentiation; regulation of transcription by RNA polymerase II
Cellular component (GO): nucleus
Molecular function (GO): sequence-specific DNA binding; DNA-binding transcription factor activity, RNA polymerase II-specific; protein binding
Source: RefSeq, a predicted model, not a curated record
UGGGGAAGGAAAGGUGCUUAUCUGUCUAUAAAAAGAUAAGAGAUUUCUACUGAAAAUAAACUUUUAAAAUAUAAUCAUAUGACUUUUGUUUCUUUGGUUAUGCAGCUGCCUUGGAAUCUGAGCUUCUGGUAAACACGUUGGCCUCUUAAAGGACAUGAUUCAGACUGUCCCAGAUCCAGCAGCUCACAUCAAGGAAGCGUUAUCAGUGGUGAGUGAAGACCAGUCCUUGUUCGAGUGCGCCUACGGAUCACCCCACCUUGGAAAGACAGAGAUGACGGCCUCCUCCUCCAGUGAAUAUGGGCAGACGUCAAAGAUGAGUCCGCGUGUUCCCCAGCAAGACUGGUUAUCACAGCCCCCAGCCAGAGUCACCAUCAAGAUGGAGUGUAAUCCAAACCAGGUUAAUGGGUCAAGGAAUUCACCUGAUGACUGCAGCGUGGCAAAAGGAGGGAAAAUGGUUAGCGGCUCAGAGAAUGUUGGGAUGAACUAUGGAAGCUACAUGGAAGAGAAGCACAUUCCACCCCCAAAUAUGACUACCAAUGAACGAAGAGUUAUUGUGCCAGCAGAUCCUACGUUAUGGAGUACAGACCACGUGCGCCAGUGGCUGGAGUGGGCAGUGAAGGAGUAUGGUCUCCCAGACGUGGACAUCUUGUUGUUCCAGAACAUUGAUGGGAAGGAGUUGUGUAAAAUGACCAAAGAUGACUUCCAGAGACUCACCCCAAGCUACAAUGCAGAUAUCCUGCUGUCACAUCUACACUACCUCAGAGAGACUCCUCUUCCACAUUUGACUUCAGAUGAUGUUGAUAAGGCCUUACAAAACUCUCCACGGUUAAUGCAUGCUAGAAACACAGGAGGUGCCACUUUUAUUUUUCCAAAUACAUCAGUUUAUCCAGAAGCAACACAAAGAAUUACAACCAGGCCAGAUUUGCCUUAUGAGCAAGCCAGGAGAUCAGCAUGGACGAGUCACACCCACCCUACUCCUCAGUCAAAAGCUACUCAGCCAUCAUCCUCAACAGUGCCCAAAACAGAAGACCAGCGUCCUCAGUUAGAUCCUUAUCAGAUUCUUGGACCGACCAGCAGCCGUCUUGCAAAUCCAGGGAGUGGGCAGAUACAGCUAUGGCAGUUCCUGCUGGAGCUCCUCUCAGACAGCUCCAACUCUAACUGCAUCACCUGGGAGGGCACGAACGGGGAGUUCAAGAUGACCGACCCUGAUGAAGUGGCUCGGCGCUGGGGGGAGAGGAAAAGCAAGCCUAACAUGAACUAUGACAAACUCAGCCGUGCACUCCGCUACUAUUAUGAUAAAAAUAUUAUGACUAAGGUUCAUGGUAAGCGCUAUGCCUACAAAUUUGAUUUCCAUGGAAUCGCUCAGGCCCUUCAGCCUCACCCCCCGGAGUCAUCCAUGUACAAAUACCCGUCAGACCUCCCCUAUAUGAGCUCCUACCAUGCACACCCCCAGAAGAUGAACUUUGUAGCUCCCCACCCCCCUGCUUUGCCUGUAACCUCAUCCAGCUUUUUUGCUGCCCCUAAUCCAUACUGGAAUUCACCAACUGGAGGUAUCUACCCCAAUACCAGGCUGCCAGCUGCUCAUAUGCCUUCUCAUCUUGGCACCUACUACUAAGUGGGGAAAAAAAGAAACACCAGAAAAAGGAAACAAAGACACUGCUCACUGGGACACAGUCCCUGAUGAGCUGCAAUGAACUCUAUCGGAGUACAUGAAUUAAAAGUGCCUAAAGAGACAGGUGAAGGUUUGGCUGGGAAA